UAUACCACAUUUAUGUUAUAAUAGUAGUAUUUGAAUAUUUCUUUGAGUAGUGUUAGGGUUAAAAUUUGUAUGCUGUGAUAAACAAUGGCAACUCUAUCGACUGAACUCAAAUGUUAUUGACGAAAGUGGCAAGCAAACACAAAAGACGCGAACUGCCAACUAAAGCAGAAUAACCAAUAAAACUUAAUACAAACGUCAAAUGCGGUAAGGAAUUAAAAGAAUGCUGCGUAUUUUUCAGUCUAACGUGGUUUUCAAUUAAAAGUAAAAAAGUUGGGGUAAUUAAAAGUUAGAAACGCAUUAAAGUCGUUAAGUGCAUACAAAAUGCGCAAAAGUGAUGUGUUAUAAAACGAACCCAGCAAAAAUUGUGAUUUGUUAUUAGUCUCCAUCGACAAAUUGUAUUGCUCUGUGUAUUGAACAGUUACGGGAUAUCGGGCUUAGGUGGGUCUGAUAUAUCCAAAAAGCGGCUUCAAAGUGUUGAGCAUUAUAUUCCCAUCGACAAACACUUUUGGACGCAGCUAUAUUUUUACAUAGUGCAGAAGUUUUAUAAGCAACUCAAAUUUGGAAGUUCAGCCUGCUAAUUAGGAAAAGUCGGCCUAAAGUCGGUCAGGGUCAUCUAUAAUCGACCUUUUGACAGACUGUUAUUGAUAUUUGCAGUAUAUCAAAAGGAGUAAGCUGUUCCCGAAUUUUUUUAUAUAAAUGGAUAGUGUUCGCAACUAUGGACGUCUUUCUACCUCAAUGGUUAGCAGCAGGAAAACGUCGAUGUCUGAUAAUCCACAAAUGUUACCGAUUCUGCAACAGUUGACAAAUGGCUCUUUUGGUAUUAUAGUGCCUGACAAACAUUGUCCACUCUGUUUUCAAGCUAAACGGCAUCAAGAGAGAAUAGAGGGCAUUAAAUGCAAAGCGGUGGCAUGGCGCAUACGAGAACGUAUGAAAACCGCUAGUGUGGUGUUGGUGCUCUGCCUUAACAUAGGCGUUGAUCCACCGGACGUUGUUAAAAUACAGCCAUGUGCACGCUUGGAGUGUUGGGUUGACCCGUCUUCUGUAUCGGCACCAAAAGCUAUGGAACUGAUAGGUAAUAAUCUCCAAAUGCAAUAUGAACGAUGGCAGCCUCGUGCGCGUUAUAAGAAAUGUCAUGAUCCAACAUCAGAAGAUGUGAAAAAGUUGUGCACUUCAUUGCGCCGCAAUGCGAAAGGUGAGCGCAUACUAUUCCAUUACAAUGGACAUGGCGUGCCAAAGCCCACGGCAAAUGGAGAAAUUUGGGUUUUCAAUAAGACGUUCACACAAUACAUACCUUUAAGUAUAUUUGAGUUGCAAAGCUGGAUGGGUGCACCAUCAAUUUACGUAUAUGAUUGCUCAAACGCCGGCAUUAUAAUAAAUUCGUUCCAGCAGUUUGCAGAACAACAUGAAAGAGACUUAGAGAGAUCUAGUCAACGCAUUGGAUCUGGGCAGGCUGCUUCUCUGCUAACGCCAUUUGUAAGCUAUAAAAACUGCAUACAUUUAGCCGCCUGUUCGGUCAAUGAGAUAUUGCCGAUGAAUGCCAACCUUCCUGCAGAUCUCUUUACUUCCUGCCUAACGACACCCAUCAAUAUCGCAUUAAAAUGGUAUACAAUGCAGGAGAAAUUCGAAUUAGUACCCUUAAUUCAAAGUGAGCAAGUCGAUAAAAUACCUGGAAAAGUAAAUGAUCGACGGACAAUGAUGGGCGAGUUGAAUUGGAUAUUCACCGCAAUAACCGACACCAUUGCAUGGAACACUUUACCGCGCGAACUAUUCCAGCGUUUAUUUCGUCAAGAUUUGCUGGUUGCCAGUCUAUUUCGCAACUUUUUGCUUGCUGAAAGAAUUUUACGUUCCCAUGAUUGCACACCUGUUUCGCAUCCAACAUUACCUCCCUGCUUUCGGCAUCACAUGUGGUCUGCUUGGGAUUUAGUUGUCGAUUACGCUUUACAGCAAUUGCCUGAAAUACUGGAGAAAGGUGCACCAUAUCGUCAAUUACCAUUUUUCGAACAACAACUAACGGCUUUCCAAGUUUGGCUCGAUCGUGAAUCCGAAUCAAGAUCUCCACCAGAGCAGUUACCCAUAGUUUUACAAGUUCUGCUGUCACAAGUGCACCGACUACGUGCACUAGAACUACUAGCGCGCUUCCUCGAUCUGGGUCCUUGGGCGGUGAAUUUAGCUCUGGGUGUGGGUAUCUUCCCUUACGUACUUAAACUACUACAAAGUUCCGCGAAAGAGUUGCGUCCAGUGCUGGUAUUUAUAUGGGCCAAAAUACUUGCAGUCGACCCAAAUUGUCAGGUGGAUUUAGUCAAGGAGCAUAAAUACUUUCUAUCAGUACUACAAGAUACAUCUGUCUCCAAGGAACAUCGCACGCUCUCCGCAUUUGUGUUGGCUUGCAUAGUAAAUGACUUCCUGCUGGGUAAAACGAGUGCUUUGCAGGGUUCAUUGGUGUCGAUUUGUUUGGAGCAACUGAAUGACGAAAGCUGGUUACUACGUCAAUGGCUUGCCAUAUGCUUAGGAAUGCUUUGGCAGAAUUUCGAGAAAGCCCGAUGGUCUGGUGUGCGCGAUUUGGCUCACGAAAAACUGUAUCCCCUACUUAAGGAUCCCAUACCGGAAGUACGUGCAGCUGCUGUCUUUGCGCUGGGCACCUUCAUUAGUUCAGUCACGGAUCGAGAGGAGCACGCAAAUAAUAUUGAUCGCAUAAUCGCCAUCACUCUCCUGGAUACAGUGGGUGAAGAUAUGUCACCAUUAGUGCGUUUAGAGUUGGCGGCAGCGCUACAAUGGAUGGUGCUGUUAUUUGAGUCGCAGUUCGUCACCGUUUACAUGCAAGAGCAAAUGAGUAGUUCGAAUCCCGCUUUGGCACUAACCACAUCCGUGAGCGGUAGUGAGCGCAGCGCCAGCAUAAGUCAUGGCAUGACAAGUACAAACAGCCCAUCGAUUGUACACCACUCGACGCACAGUUUGGAACGCCAUGUGUCUAUGCGCCGAGGCGCUAGCUCCAGUUCCAUAUCAAACAUGGUCUCCAGUGCCAUACCAUUUCAAUCGAUAUUUUUGCGUCUGUGGCAAGGUAUUUACAAUCUAGGUCAUGAUCCCUUUCCCGAGGUAGCGGAAACGGCGCAGAAAAUCAUUGCUUACGUUCGUGACAAGUCGGUUGAUUUGAUUACCGCCAAAGAAGCUACAAGUGACAAGUGCAAUUCAAGUGUCAGUUUGCCACCGAGUCCGUCAACUCGUGGCAAUUUUUUGAGUGGAGAGUCACCGCCAGUAUGCGGCGGCGGUGUACAAGUGGGACACCCAAAUAUCAGUAACUGGGCAAACAAGUUCCGCAAUUCAAAGUUGCUACCUGCCAAUGUGAUGAACAGUGGCGGACGCAAGAUGCGGACGACCUCGAUGGGCGAUGAAACGGACAGUUGCGCUCAACUAAAUGGUAGUCGCAGUACGGGCAUGCUAGGCGUAGGCAAUGCCGUCGGUGGAGUUGCCGGUUUAAGUAUCAAUGCAGUAAGCGGCAGUGGUAGCGGCGAGGGUUCACGUUCAGCACAUAGCAGCACGAGCGAAAACAAUUACGAGCCGAAAUUUGUGCUGAAGCCAAUUCUGCAAACUGAGUUCAUAUCAUGGGCCAAUUCGUACUUCAUGCGACCUGGAAAGAAUCGCUAUGCCUCCGCCGAAGGUACAGAAGGACAGCAGGUGUUCCCUGCCGACACGAAUUCGCCCGAGUUACGCUCUCGCCACUUUCGCUUUCAUCGUAACGAGCUUAUACGUCGGCAAGCGAAAGAGCAACACAUACGCGGAAGCCGCAUUGAUACGCAAAUAUGCAUGCUGAAGACCCAGCACACGCCUGCCAUUGUUAAAUUACUGCCAUACGAGCCGCAACUAGCUGUAGCCUACAAAGAAAAGGUGCUUGUUUAUGAUUGGGCUAGAAAUUCGGUGCGGUCCUAUAUACCACAGGCGGGCAGCAGUGCGGCGACGCGUAACCAUGUGGGUGAAUCCGGUGGAGCGUCCUCCUCGCCAUCAGCACACUUGCAACAUCAUCAGCAACAAUAUUUACAACAACAACAGCAAAGCUUAACAUCUCGCGUUAGUGCCAUUGAAUUCUUGAAUGCCCAGGACAUCAGUUUGAUACUGGUCGGUCACGAGGACGGUGUGGUGCGAGUUUGGCAACCCGGCACAGACGAUCAUCCAGAGUCGCAGCUAAUCACUGCCUUCGAGGGCAUACCUGCAAUGAACGCCGCCUACACUAGUUCCUAUGGUAGUGGCGGCAGCGGCAGUGGCAGUGGGUCUGGUUCAUCCUCCCUCAAGCAUCGUCGUGAUAUGAUGCGCACGGGCAUAGUCACUGCUUGGCAGCAAUGUCGACAGCACUUGGUGGUGGGUGGUGGAAUAUCGCGCUACCUACGUAUUUGGGACGUUGAACGUGAGCUGAAGCACUGUGACAUACCGAUUGGCAGCGAGACGAGUGUACAAGUACUGGCACCAUUCUCAUACAAUCUAAACAGCAGCAUUGUGGUGGCGGGUUGUGCUGAUGGGAGUGUGCGCCUGUUCGAUAAACGUCAGUCGCCUCAAGAGUCGCGGAUUUGCGUCUUUCGCGAGCACACCGGUGCCAUAUUAUCUGCUUGCAUGAAGGAGAAUCAACCAUUGUUAGUCACCGGCUGUUCACAAGGCCGAAUGCGCGUCUUUGAUUUGCGGCAAGCAGCUGCAGUGCAGAGCUGGGAGGCGAACGUUGAUGUAGCCGUGAUUGCUAGUCAUCCGUCAGCAGAUCUCUUGGCGUGCGGCAGUGCCCAAGGCAUUGCGCUACAUCAGGAGAACGGGCGAGCGCUUAACACAUUGCGCGGCAAUGAGGGCUUUAUGGGCACGAAAAUAGGCUAUCCGACCUGUUUGUCGUUCCACUCGCACAAGGCUGCGCUGGCUGUGGGUUGUGUCGACAACACAGUCGUCGUUUACGAACCUGCUGCAGUUUUAUAAACUUUGCAACAAAUGGAAAAUCGAUGUUGAUAAAAAUCCAAAGACAUUUGACAAUUCAGAGCGUUUCCUGCACGAACCCGAAAUA
Bactrocera latifrons is the source of this 5029-nucleotide messenger RNA. Its product is annotated as regulatory-associated protein of mTOR-like. Gene Ontology annotation, molecular function: acid phosphatase activity; inositol phosphate phosphatase activity; protein-macromolecule adaptor activity. Lineage: Eukaryota; Metazoa; Arthropoda; Insecta; Diptera; Tephritidae. Gene Ontology annotation, biological process: positive regulation of cell growth; positive regulation of protein serine/threonine kinase activity; regulation of autophagy. Bases 697 to 4944 code for a protein of 1415 amino acids. The record is from RefSeq and is a predicted model, not a curated record. Gene Ontology annotation, cellular component: cytoplasm; TORC1 complex. The transcript has 3 exons.